CUGCACUUUUGAGCAAAGCGGUCGCCUGAUGGCGCUUCCUCCAGGGGUGCUGGCGGCACAAGCACGGGCGCAGCGGGCGCAGAAGCGCCAGGAUUUCUUGCAGAACUUCAUCAAUGAGGAUCUGCAGAAGCUCGCGUCCUGGCACGGCAUGCGGCCUGCCCACGAGCAGAAGCGGUUCCUGCGAAGCUUAGAUUGCCUCUGCAAAGCCUACGAUGCUGAGCCCAAGGAGCCGCGCCGGCCCACAGAGGCGGAGAAGCAGCACAUGGCCCUGCAGGCGCAGCAGAAGGAGCAGAAGCAGGGAGAGGCGAUGCAGCGUGCAGCGGAAGAAGACCCCUUAGCAGGGCCCCCACGCAGCCCGCGCAUGGCCUGCUCGGCCUCUGAGCCCUGCUUGGUGAGCCAGCCUAUUGAGGUCUUCGAGCAGAAGAAGCGGACCAAGUUCAAGAAGCAGCGAGAUCCAACAGCGGACGAUCCCAACUCGCUUUUGGAGUGGCUGGAAGGGCAGAGCCUGACUUCGCAGAGCACCGCCACCACGGCCAGCACGCAGAUCAGCCGCUUCUCGGAUCUGGCGCUGACGUCCAUCGCCUCCUCCAUCUGCAGCCACCCGGGCACCUUGGUGCAGGAGAGCUAUCGGCCGCAUCGGCGCGCCAUGGCUGUGAACCGGAGCGCAUGGAAGCCGGUGAACCAGCAUGAAGCAGGAGCAAUGAGAGGUGGCAUCCCAUCGAUCGGUUGGCCCGAUGCAGAGCGCAUGCGAACCAGCUUCGAGGAUCAGUUCGGCACUCCUGACGCGAGCGCCAACCUCCCGAAGAAGAUGUACGAGAAAGUGCUCCAUGGCAACCAGCACGAGUUCAUUAACAGGUUCCUGCAGACGGCUCCCCGAGAGCAGCGCGAGCAGUUCUCUGGCAUGGUACGAUCGCUGGAGUACCUUCGUCGCCAGCAGACGAGGGAGCACACCAGCACCUCCAACCUGCACUUUGAUCUGCAGGAGAACGCUCGGCUCUGGCGGCCUCCGAAGCAGAAGCCCGUCUUUGAGCCCAGCGAGAUCAACAUCUCGCGUGUGCCGCUGGGCUCCAUUGGGAAGAAGUAUCCAGCGCAGGCCCCGUUGCCGCCUAUGUCCUUGCCACCGCCAAGCCCGAGCGUGUCGGGCCUGGGCAGUUUGCCGCUGACGCGCGUGGCCACGCCUUUGGCGUCAGAGGCAGGUUCCAUGUGAGCCUGGGCUGCAGCAGAAUCCAUUUCGGCAGCCACAUCAUAGGGUACUGCGAGAUUGCCAGUGACAGAGUUCUCUACAGCAAGAUUACGCUCUUUGCAAACAUCUGCCUUGAUGGAGGCAGUUGCAAGCAACAGCCCA
Molecule: messenger RNA, 1345 nt
Organism: Effrenium voratum
Lineage: Eukaryota; Dinophyceae; Suessiales; Symbiodiniaceae
Source: the annotation of a GenBank genome assembly